AAGUGAGAUGUCUCUGUUAUUUCGCAGUGCUUCUUUGGUUCUGCUGUGGAUCUUGAUCUCCCGAGUUAAACUUUCUUUUGGAUUCUUUAACCUGACAAUAUUACACACCAAUGAUUGUUCAGAUCGAAUUGAAGAAUUCAGUGGUUCGGGCAGUACAUGCACCCCAGAGAUCAGGGCGGACGACGGAUGCUUUGGAGGGGUAGCCAGAAGAUCUACGGUGCUGAAAGACAUUCGUGAGGGGGGCACCGGUAAUGAAAGCAUCAUUUUAUUGGAUACGGGGGACCAGUUCCAAGGCACGGACUGGUUUUACGUGUACAAAGGAAACAGCACCGCUCAUUUCAUGAACUUAUUAGAAUACGACGUCAUGGGCUUGUCAAAAAAUGAAUUUCUCAGGGGUGUUCCGGGACUGAUACCGUUUUUAAAUCUAAUCGAUUUUCCCGCCGUAAGCUCUAAUAUUGAUACGUCCAACGAACCAGCCUUGCAGUCGCUUCUUAGCCGGAGUCGUGUGAUCACUGUAGGGGGAGAGAAAGUGGGCGUGGUAGGAGUAACCAAGCCAGAUACUCCCCAGUUGACACCCACAGGGAACCUCACAUUCCUCCCUGUCAUCGAAUCCGUCCAGGCAGCCGUUGACAAUCUUGUAGACGAUCAGGGCGUCAAUAAGAUCAUCGCACUCAGUGACUCUAGCUUUGAUAUUGAUCAGGAGAUCGCGAGGUCCGUUCGGGGAGUCGAUAUUGUCGUCGGCGGCCAUUUCAAUACUUUUCUUUACACAGGUGACCCACCUUACGACGACAACGCCAAGAAAGGCGACUACCCUUUGGUCAUCAACCCGUCUUACAAUGACAGUCUUGAGGUCCUCGUCGUUACCGCCUACCGUUUGGGCAAGUACCUGGGUUAUCUCGAAGUCACAUUCGACGAUGAUGGUGUUGUGACGUCAUAUGCGGGGAAUCCAAUUGUCCUGGAUAAAAACGUCGAGGAAGAUCCUUUUGUGUUAGAACAAGUGGAAACCUACAAAGUCCUAGUGGAUAAAAUCUCAACCACAGUAGUCGGGUCAUCAGAUGUGGAGUUAAGUGGACGCGUCAGUGUAUGCGGUGUCGGUGAAUGCAAUCUGGGGAACAUGCUUUCGGACUCAAUGAGGCUCUUUCACGGGACUGAAAAUGAGCUUGACAUCGCCAUAACCUCCGCCGGGAGUUUUGCUUCAUCGAUAGAACAGGGCAACAUCACUAUCAGUGAUCUGACGCGUACCCUACCGUACGGUGACACAAUCGACAUUCUCUCUCUUACUGGUCGAUCUAUCAUGGACAUUCUGGAACGAUCUGUUGAAGAUUUUGAUAUAUCAACUCCAUCUACUGCCUUCCUUCAGCUAUCAGGAGUGAAGGUCGAAUUUAACCUUGAUCGUGGAAACGGCGAGCGAGUUGAGAGUGUCGAAUUACUUUGUGACUCUUGUGAGGGAGGAUACACUGACAUCGACGUCGAUGGCGUCUACCUUGUCGCCAUGAAUAGCUACAUUGCAGGGGGUCAAGAGGGAUACACGAUCAUCCUCGAUAGAACUAUCAGUCGAGAAACAGGUAACCUGGACGUAGACGUAGCCGCGGAUUUCUUGAGAGAGAAUUAUCCUUUCAAAAGCAGCAUUCCUCGUAUCGUUUUCAGUGGAUCGAGCAUGCUCAAAGCCCCAAUCCCUUGGGUUUUGUUUCUUCUUUGUUUAUGUAGCUUGACGGGUUGA
Messenger RNA from Lytechinus pictus (painted urchin), 1720 nucleotides. Its product is annotated as snake venom 5'-nucleotidase-like. Gene Ontology annotation, molecular function: 5'-nucleotidase activity. NCBI's taxonomy places the organism in Eukaryota, Metazoa, Echinodermata, Echinoidea, Temnopleuroida, Toxopneustidae. The coding region runs from base 8 to 1720 and encodes 570 amino acids. The transcript is spliced from 9 exons. Gene Ontology annotation, cellular component: plasma membrane. Gene Ontology annotation, biological process: AMP catabolic process. The record is from RefSeq and is a predicted model, not a curated record.